ACGUAUUCAUGGGGGUGUGAGUGUGGUGUUGCGUGUGUAAUGGUGUGUGCACGUGUACGCGUACAUCUACUGCGUAAUUAAAAUAACAAAAGGGUUGAAAAUAAUAAAAAAAACCACUGGGUCUGCCGUUCUUUAGUCUGACUCGAAUAGACAGGCUCGAGCCGAAACCUCAAACCUCGGUCGAAUCGAACCCAGAAAAAGUCCAAAAAGAACCGGCGACACACGACCCACACACAGUACGCGCACCUGUUCCGCCCCUCUUCCUUCCGCCUCCCGCCCGCCACUCGGAUUUCGGGGAGCACACGAUGCAAAAAAAGCAUUUUCUCACAUUUCUUCCUCCUCUUCUGCCCUGACGUUAACGACUCGCGAUUCGCUAAGCUCCUCCUCGUCUCUCUUCCCCCUCGAUUUCUUCUCCCCGGGGGCUUAGAUCUAGAGAGAACCCCGCCGAUGCUCCCGAUGGUGAUGCUCCAGGGCGGCGGCGGCGCCGCCUCGUCGUCGUCGUCGAAGCGGCGGAACCAGCAGCGCAGGCAGCGGCGGAAGCGCGCCGCCGCGGGGAAGAAGCAGGGAGGAUCCCCUGCCUCAGAAAAUAAUGGAGAGGAGCAUGCUGAUGCUCAAGGAUGCUUACCUGACAUCUCUACUAGCAAGUCUGAAAAUUACAAGGAACGUGCCUUUUCAACUCAAGGAGAUUUGCCCCAGAAAGCAGGUUGUGAUUUGGAAGCAAAUUUGUGCGCAGAAUCAGUGCAAAGUUCGUCCAGUCAGUUGGUGCAUUCAAAUGAGAAUAGCAAUCCAAAGCGUCCAGAAGUGAAGAAUGCUAACUCAGCAGGGAAUUCAGAACAUUGCAUGCUCGACACCAGGAAAACUACAGAUCAUGAUACAUCUUCCAUGCCACUUCAAGAUUCUAGGUUUGAUGCAAAUGUCAGGAUCGACGGCCUACACUCCACAACUGAAGAGAGAGUUUGUCAAAGCACAGUCGGUGAUGGUUUUACCGGCAUGUCAAAUGCUAGUUACAACCCUUACAGUGUACAGGAGAACCAGAGGAUAGGACCUUUUAUGAGAGAACCUUAUACCCUGCACAGCCAUUUUCUGCAUCCAUCACAUGUUAGGGGUUACAUAGGCAACAAGUUUAUGGGUUUUCCUCCUGUACACCCAAUGAAUGCAUUCGAUCCAUUCAAUCAAGGUUUUAACUUCUUCCAUACAGGAAAUAUCCCUCCUUACGGUGUAUCAGAUGUUCAUCGUGGUCUAAACAUUUAUGGAUUAAGUACCAUGGGGAAAUGGGAAUAUGAUUAUGGAAGACAUAUGGAUUAUACCAAUGUAGAGAGAAAUGAACUGCGCAUGACAGAAGAAGCUUACUUAUCAACACACAAUAGUGCUAACUUCAUAAGGCCUUCAAGUUUACCUCUGACAUAUCAGCAAAAGCCUCCAAUCACCUUGUUACCAAGAGUAUCCUUGACAGGGUUUCGGAAGAAAAAACUUCUUAUUCUAGAUCUUAAUGGUUUGCUUGCGGACAUCAACCAAGAUUACCACAAUUCCCAUAUGGCUGAUGCAAAGGUUCGAGGCAAACUAGUCUUCCGAAGACCUUACUGCCACGAUUUUCUUAGUUUUUGCUUACAAAAUUUUGAGCUAGGCAUAUGGUCCUCAAGAAAAAAGCAGAAUGUUGAUUCAGUCAUUGAUAUCAUCAUGAGAGAUUUCAGACCUUUGCUAAAAUUUUGUUGGGACAUGUCUAAAUGCACAUUUACUGGACACAAAACAUUGGAGAACAUUCACAAACCAUUGGUACUGAAGGAAUUGAGGAAACUGUGGAACAAGGAAGAACCUGAUCUACCGUGGGAGCAGGGGUACUAUUCGCCUUCUAAUACGUUACUUGUGGAUGAUUCUCCUUACAAGGCACUGCGUAAUCCGCCAUAUACUGCCAUUUUCCCUCAACCCUACAGUUAUCUUAACAGCAACGAUAAUUCAUUGGGCCCUGGUGGAGAUCUUCGUGUUUAUCUAGAGAACCAUAAAUAAUAAAAAAAAGAGCAAUACAAGAUGGCUCGGUUCAGCGGGAAAAUCGGCAUACAAAUCAAUCCCAGAGGAGUAGAUCCAGAGAGACCUGUGAUUUGGUCUGUUGAGCUUGAAUAUGCCAUCGCAUCGCUUGCAUAAUAGAACAGAGUGAAAAAAAAAAGAUCACAAUAGAAAUUGCAGGAUGUAGCAAAAAUUCAAGUCCUCACUGCCAUUGCAUCGCUUGCAUAAUAGAACAAAACAGCCGUGAAAAAAAAGAUCAAAAUGAAACAAAAGAACUCGCAGGAUGUAGCAAAAAGUGCAGAAGAAUAAGCAGAUCUGGCUGUGCUAGGAAAAGCGUCUACAGGGGAGGAAAGAGGAGAUUUGCUGCAGCAGUGGCACUACCUUUCAAGCCUGGCAGGGCGAAAGCUCUUAGGCGGCAACUGAGAAUGUCAUGAGAAAAAACCUUGAUUAUAGCAUCAUUUGCAAUGCAGAACACUUACA
Oryza sativa Japonica Group (Japanese rice) is the source of this 2481-nucleotide messenger RNA. RefSeq lists its product as uncharacterized. Lineage: Eukaryota; Viridiplantae; Streptophyta; Magnoliopsida; Poales; Poaceae. Gene Ontology annotation, molecular function: phosphoprotein phosphatase activity. The record is from RefSeq and is a predicted model, not a curated record.